GCAUAGGUAGUCUUUUCUGUAUUAAUUUGAGGGCAAGGCGGUCGGCCCUCAUUGCUCAGUGGCAGAACAGGGAAGCAACCGCGGAAGGACGGAGAGAAGGAGGGAAGAGCUGGAGGAAAAGUGACAUAGGAGGGGAGAGGAAGGAAACGAAGAAGGAACGCCGGAACAAAAGGAAGGUCGUCCUGUUAGAUUCGCCAGAAGAUUGAAUUGGGUUGGGAUAUACUUAAGGAAAAAAGAAGAAAUACAGGGAAGGAGAGAAGAUUUCACGAUGCCUGCGGUGGUGGAGCCUUUGCUGGCUGAGAACAGCCAACGGUUCUGUAUGUUUCCUAUCAAGUAUCCGUCCAUCUGGGAGUUUUACAAGAAAGCGGAAGCAAGUUUUUGGACGGCGGAGGAGGUUGAUCUGUCUCAGGAUCUAGCGCAUUGGGAUGGGCUSAACAAGGAYGAACGGUWCUUCAUUCUUCACGUGCUGGCGUUUUUCGCYGCGUCGGACGGUAUCGUGUUGGAGAACCUGGCGAUCCGGUUCAUGAAGGACGUGCAAGUGCCGGAAGCUCGCGCGUUUUACGGGUUUCAAAUUGCCAUCGAGAACAUCCAUUCGGAGAUGUACAGCCUGUUGCUGGAGACGUACAUAAGCGAUCCGCAGGAGAAAGCUCGUCUGUUCAACGCGAUCGAGACGGUCSCUGUGGUGAAGAAGAAGGCGGAUUGGGCCUUGAGGUGGAUAGGGAGCUCGAGCASCUUCGGGCAGAGAYUGGUGGGUUUYGCCGCCGUGGAGGGGAUCUUCUUCUCCGGCAGCUUCUGCGCCAUCUUCUGGCUGAAGAAGAGGGGCUUGAUGCCCGGUCUCACCUUUUCCAACGAGCUGAUUUCCCGGGACGAGGGUUUGCACACGGAYUUUGCCUGCCAUCUUUACUCUCUCCUCCAGACCAAACUCCAUCCGCAAACUGUSGAAGACAUCAUUCGCGACGCCGUCGCCAUBGAGAAAGAGUUCGUCUGCGAAGCUCUGUCUUGCGACCUCGUCGGAAUGAACGCCGCUCUGAUGAGCCAAUACAUCGAGUUCGUGGCUGAUCGCCUUCUUGUGGCGCUGGGAUGUCAGAAGGCGUACAACGCCCAAAACCCGUUCGAUUGGAUGGAGUUGAUCUCCCUCCAAGGGAAGACCAACUUCUUCGAAAAGAGAGUGGGAGAGUACCAGAGGGCGGGCGUGAUGGCGAACCUAAAUAGCACGGAUGCCGUAGGGAACAGGGUCUUUAAAACGGACGAGGACUUCUAACGAGUAAAACACGUUCUUGGAUGUCAAGAGUAGGAAGUAGAUCUAGAUGAGAGGGCAUCAGAGGAAGAAACAGCGGGGGGGUGGGGGGGGGGUAGAGGCUGUAGGUGAGGGAGGAAAUGGGGCAUGAGGCGGAGGCGUCAGAGGAAGAGAAAAGCGCAGGAGAAGGGGGGCAGGUAGCAGAAGAGGGAUCUGAAGGCACCUGAAGAGGAGGGAGUUGAGGGACAGAUAGACGAGGGGAAGGAGGACGCGGAGAAGAAGGAGAACAAGAGAUGGGAGAAAACGAGGAAGAAGAGGGAAAGAUGAAGAUGAACAGAGAUCAGAGGACCGAAGAGGACAGAGGAGGAGAGACAGAACGGUAGUGGGAGUGUGACAUGGUAGAGGCUUUACGAACGAUUGCAGUAAAAUUGGACGGUGGUUUUCAAGGUAUAGCGAAUAACGAGGUGUCUUUCUGCUUCUGCCGCACGGAAAAAACAAAAAAAAAAGAGAGAGAGAGAGAGAGAGAGAGAGAGAGAGAGAGAGAGAGAGAGAGAGAGCUUUGUAGAUUCAAUGUCCUGCAGGUACCGAAUUCGGAAACGAUGUCAUCGUGGUUGGGCGAAUAUGGUCAGGUGGUUAGCCGAUGACAAAUCGGGAGGAGAUGAAACGGCAUUGCACUGUUCAGGUGAUGGCUCAGCAGUGAGUUAUAUUCUCGGACGGCGCUGAUAUGAUGGCGAGGGUGGUCGAUGUUCUACUGUUCAGUUGAUGUCACGUGGCCAGUCGGCUGUUUCCAAGACGUCUCAGCGGGCGUCCGGUCACCUGUGAUGAUCAAAUCGAGGUUAGGUGAGACGUCCGUUCAAUCCUGAUAUGCUGUGAUGGGACGCAGGUUGUCUAUAAUGGUCCUUCGAUCUUAGCUACUCGUGGAUGAGCAGCAGUUUCUUUUAUUUGGUGUGACUCGUUCGGUGGCGUCUUUAUCUCUUGGCUCUUACUUUGCGGUAGAGGUUAAUUGUUAGUGGAGAGGUAGCCUAUAUUACCGCACCUUUGCAUUUUAUUAACACAUUGUUCUGGCGCCUUCACACACACACACGGACCCAGACACAGAGAGAGAGAGAGAGAGAGAGAGAGAGAGAGAGAGAGAGAGAGAGAGAGAGAGAGAGAGAGAGAGAGAGAGAGAGAGGUCCGAGAGCUCCCAACGAAGAAGUGGGUCCAAGCCGGUCAGGUGUGAGGGAGGAAGGAUCUUGAAAGAGGGAGACGAUUGUGAGAGUGCAGCAUUCGUCUCGUGGUUCCGGUUUAGGUUCGGCCUUGGGCCCUC
Molecule: messenger RNA, 2546 nt
Organism: Chara braunii
Lineage: Eukaryota; Viridiplantae; Streptophyta; Charophyceae; Charales; Characeae
Source: the annotation of a GenBank genome assembly